AUGGGGUCUCGUAGGUGGCAGUGGCCUCCUCUCCGUGCUGUGGACUCGGGGAUGAAACCCGGCUCCAGACCAGAGACUGCCGACGAGCGCCCUCGGGGUCGUCCUCAUUGGCCGGUGCAGGGGGAUGUCCUCGUUCCGCGAUGGACCGGUGGAGCUGAGGGACCUCCGUCGUUGUCGUCGCCGCUGUCGUCGCUGCUGUCACCGCCGUCGUUGUCGUCGCUGCCGCCCCCCAUUACGACUGGAGGAGUGAGCUACCAUGACCAGCCGUGGCAUAAGGAAUGCUUUGUUUGUGCUGGAUGCAAAAUGCAGCUGGCUGGGCAGAGAUUCACCUCUCGAGACGGCACCUACUGCCUCGAGUGUUUCUGCAACCUGUUUGCAAAGAAAUGCGCCCACUGCACCAACCCAAUCAGUGGUCUCGGGGGCAGCAAGUACAUCUCAUUUGAGGAUCGGCAGUGGCACAACGACUGCUUCAACUGCCAAAAAUGCAGCUCGUCGAUGGUUGGUCGAGGCUUCCUGACGUUCAAAAACGACAUCCUCUGUCCUGACUGUGGUAAAGACCUCUGAGGGGUCACCAGCACCCAGGAGGCAAACCAGUUUGACGGCCAAUCGAGACAACUCGGCAGAAUAUUCAAACUAUGACUAUUAUUUUCCAGUUUAAUGAAUAUUAACCAGCAUGAUGUCUUUCUUUGGUUUUAAUUGAGAAACUGGAACCAGUUUUAAGCAAUAGUUUGUCUUAAAGAUCAAAUGAAAAACUAUAUAAAUAUCAGUUUGAAGUGAAAACCUUUGCUGCCUAAUUUCUUCUACGUUUAACAGUAUUUAAGUAUUUUUAUUAAAUAGUAAUGUCGUAUAGGUUUUCCUACUAAUUCUUCUCUGUCUAAUAAUUUUGGAUGUUUCAUCUGUAGGUAUUCCUGGAUGUCAGUAGAAUUAAAAUCUAUUAUUCUCAAUUAUUUGUCAGUCAAAAGAAGUUUUGUUUUUUGUUUAGGCUGAUGUAAAUUCUUAAUGUUCUUUUAAUUUUUUCAAGCACUAUGACCUCUAUUUUAAAGGCUAACAAUUUUUCCCAAUAUGUUUUGUUUUCAUUUCCUGUAGUCUUGUAAUGUUAUCUA
This is a messenger RNA of Xiphophorus hellerii (green swordtail), 1103 nucleotides long. RefSeq names its product four and a half LIM domains protein 2-like. NCBI's taxonomy places the organism in Eukaryota, Metazoa, Chordata, Actinopteri, Cyprinodontiformes, Poeciliidae. Gene Ontology annotation, cellular component: Z disc; nucleus. The record is from RefSeq and is a predicted model, not a curated record. Gene Ontology annotation, molecular function: transcription coregulator activity.